GCCGCCAUUCAAAAGUUUCAAGAAUUCCACAAGUCAAGUGUAAGCAAAUAAGAAAAGUCACCGGUCAACAUGAGACUACUAAAUAAUGAUACUGCUACUGUCAUCUAUCGCCUGCCCCAUCCAUAUAAUACGAUUUACUAAAAGCCUGCCAUGUUUGAUAAUGCAACUUGUGUAGGGUAUUUAGAUGUUUUUUUGUAAUACCAUCAAUGUGUGUUUAAAGAAAGGCCUCUUGUGUAUCUGCACGACAUCUCAAACAAAACCAAUCAAUAAAAACAAGAAACAAUCUUCUUUCUCAUGGACAGAUCUCAAGAACACUAUGCCAAUGGUGACCAGAACUUAGAAGCAAACCUUAUAGAUCAUGAGGUGGUAACUGAAUCAUCAUCAUCAGCUGUGCCUCAAACCGAGAACUAUAAAAGGUGGCUUCGUGUCUCCAUAUACGUAAUCUUUGUCCUCUUUUGCCAGCCACUAGCUACAAUUCUGGGUAGAUUGUACUAUGAAAAUGGAGGAAAUAGCACAUAUGUGGUAACACUUCUUCAACUCAUUGGCUUCCCUGUACUGGUUCUGUUCCGCUUCUUUUCUCGAAUCAGGCAACCCAAAUCAACAGAUACAAAUUUCAGUCAGUCCCCUUCCUUCACCACCCUUGCAUCGGUUUACUUGUGCACUGGACUGCUAGUGUCCGCUUAUGCUUAUUUGUCUGCAGUAGGGUUGCUCUACUUACCAGUCUCUACUUUCUCCCUCAUCUUGGCCUCACAGUUGGCCUUCACUGCCUUUUUCUCAUAUUUCCUUAACUCGCAAAAGUUCACUCCUUUGAUAGUCAGUUCUUUGCUUCUCCUCACUGUAUCCUCUGCUCUUCUUGUGGUCAACACUGAUUCAGAAAACUCAACUAAUGUAUCUAGAGUACAGUAUGUGAUCGGGUUCAUAUGUACCAUCGGUGCUUCCGCUGGGAUUGGACUGUUACUAUCUCUGAUACAAAUGCUCUUCAGGAAAGUUUUCACGAAGCAUACAUCCUCAGCAGUCACGGACUUGGCCAUUUACCAGUCUCUAGUUGCGAGUUGUGUAGUUCUCAUAGGACUUUUUGCAAGUGGAGAGUGGGAAACUUUGCCAAGUGAGAUGAGAAACUACAAACUCGGGAAAGUGUCAUAUGUUUUGACUUUAGCCUCGGCAGCUAUUUCCUGGCAAGUCUACACUCUUGGUCUUGUGGGAUUGAUCUUCGAGUCAUCCUCUGUGUUCUCCAAUUCCAUAACAGCUGUGGGAUUGCCUAUAGUUCCAGUUGCGGCAGUGAUAGUUUUCCAUGAUAGAAUGGACGCAUCAAAAAUCUUCUCCAUUAUUUUAGCUAUCUGCGGCUUCCUUUCAUUCGUCUAUCAGCACUACCUCGACGAAAAGAAGUUGAAUACUAGCCACACAAGUGCUGUAGGAGAUCUUCAUCUACCUGUUGAGGAAGGUCACACAAACAUACAAAGUGUGUGAUCAAAGCAUAUUUCCAGUAUAAAGCCAAUGUAUCUUUCUUUUUUUCCCCUCAAAGGCCAAAGCCAAUGUAUCUUUGUACAGUUUGAGCAUAAAAAACGUGUAACGCUACUUUGCAAACUAGUCAGUCAUAAUAGCUAAUAAGUUUUGUACAUAUGAUACCAAUAAUUUCAGAAUAUUUUUCUUCUAUAUAUACCAAUAAGUUUUCUUAAAGAUGCAAAUGCAAUACUCUGCUUUGUAAUUUUGCAAUGCAUUUGAAACACCGAAUCAAGAGCAAACAACGAAGUCAGAGAGACAAAUAGGCUAAAACAGAGCUUUGAGCAAAAAAAAAAAACAAGUGAACAGAUAUAAUACCCACUUACUUGGAAGCCACUGACAUAACAGAUAAACAAUGUAGUGACUUGCAACAAAACUCCUUAAAAUACCAAAAACGUAUACUCUAGGAGCUUGGCUUCUUGUAUCUUUGUUGACUUCUGAUUUAACGUCAAUAGACACUGAGGAAAAAGAGUUCUCUUAGAGCCGCCAUUCAAA
Molecule: messenger RNA, 1995 nt
Organism: Arabidopsis thaliana (thale cress)
Lineage: Eukaryota; Viridiplantae; Streptophyta; Magnoliopsida; Brassicales; Brassicaceae
Gene: PUP7
Product: purine permease 7
Exons: 2
Coding region: 295-1467 (390 amino acids)
Biological process (GO): purine nucleobase transmembrane transport; purine nucleoside transmembrane transport; transmembrane transport
Cellular component (GO): membrane
Molecular function (GO): purine nucleobase transmembrane transporter activity; purine nucleoside transmembrane transporter activity
Source: RefSeq, marked reviewed